CGCGCUGUCUUGAGCCACACGAGACGCCGUAGCUCCGUCGGUACCAUCGCACCGCCCCCCCCCGCACAAGUGGGGGCGCUCCGAGCCACUUCCCGCGCCGCGCGUGGUGGUACCGCCCAGCAGUGCGGAGCGGCCAUCGCGCCACAGAGAUGAUUAUCCCAGUCCGGUGUUUUACGUGCGGCAAGAUAGUCGGAAACAAGUGGGAAGCGUACCUUGGCCUUCUGCAAGCGGAGUAUACGGAAGGGGAUGCCCUGGAUGCCCUUGGUUUGAAGAGAUACUGCUGCCGCAGAAUGCUCCUAGCCCAUGUGGAUCUGAUUGAGAAGCUUUUGAAUUAUGCACCUCUGGAGAAAUGAGAUGAAAGAAGUACCAUGCUGCAAGCCACGUGGAACAUAUCUCUUAAUUCUAAACUUGAAAAUGGACUUCAGGCAAUAAAGGAUGAAAGACACCUGUAGUGCAGCCCUGGAGAGAUGUUUACCUUCUGGAGAAAAUACUUUCCCGAGCUACUAACCUCUUCCAAGGAGACAAAGGAAAGACAAAGUCCACUUAAUCAAGAUUUGGAGCUUAAAUUAAAAGUUUGUCUGCUCCUUUUUAAAUCUGUAUUCAGAAAUAGUUUAAGAUGCUUCUGCCAGCAAAAAAUGUUUGCUCCUGUAGAAAAAUUAUUAUAUUUCAUGAAAAUGUUGAAAUAAAGUAGCCUCCCUGUAGUUUCUGGAUA
Messenger RNA from Cuculus canorus (common cuckoo), 712 nucleotides. It is a transcript of the gene POLR2L, whose product is annotated as RNA polymerase II, I and III subunit L. The coding region runs from base 150 to 353 and encodes 67 amino acids. Gene Ontology annotation, biological process: tRNA transcription by RNA polymerase III; transcription by RNA polymerase I; transcription by RNA polymerase II. The transcript is spliced from 3 exons. The record is from RefSeq and is a predicted model, not a curated record. Gene Ontology annotation, cellular component: RNA polymerase I complex; RNA polymerase II, core complex; RNA polymerase III complex. Lineage: Eukaryota; Metazoa; Chordata; Aves; Cuculiformes; Cuculidae. Gene Ontology annotation, molecular function: DNA-directed RNA polymerase activity; zinc ion binding; DNA binding.